GUUAUCUGUUUCUAACAUGCGUAUGACAGCAGUAGAAUUCACGCAUGCACAUGAAAGCAGGAAGACAAAAAUGCGUCGUGAUAAAUGUGAAGGAGUAUUAUGAGGAACUUACACGCACUUUUUUUGUUGCCACUUUUGGGUGGAUCAAUAGCUUCUCACCCAGUGCUUGAUGGUCCUGACAUGGCAUACCUUGGCUCCCAAGUGGUUUUCCGUUGUAACGUGCCCGACUCCUCUUCGCCAGUCAUAUAUGAACUGAGAAGGGAUGGUCGCCUGAUCGACCCAAGAACACAUCUCCAAGAGAACCAAUCUGCAUCCUUCUUACUGAAGGUGACUGUGAGAUCAGGAGGGUUGUACCAUUGUGAAGCAAAGACCGAGGGAAGCACGGGAUUGAGCAACGUCAUCAGACUGAGUGUUGUUACUCCAGCAUCACACACCAGGUUGAACUCUGACCCCUCACCUGCGGUCCUAUAUGAGGGGUCCAGAAUGGUUUUGACCUGCGAUGCUGCGAAGGGGUCCCACCUCUCCUACAGGUGGUUUUUCAACAGAACGCAUGUUACCUCUACUAGCUCUCCUGGACUUCACAUCACUGGGAAUAAGCUUGUGAUGGAAAAGGCGACUGCGGAGCAUGCUGGGUACUAUUCAUGUAUGGCAUGGUCCAGGGUGCAGGACGUCCAAAGGUUUUCCAGCAGCUCAGAAGUCAAGGUGGCAGUCAAAGUCCAUCUUUUGAAACCGGAGAUCUCUCUUUCCGUCUUCAAAGAGGGAACACAUUACCGUGGUAACGUAACCUGCUGGACAUCCAGAGGAACUCCUCCAGUCAACUUCUCUCUUUCGGUGGACAAUAAAAAGUUGGCCUCCGUUGUAGCUUCGGACUCUCUCAGUGCCUGGUUCAACAUAUCAGUGGUCCCUGGGCUAGAUAUGGGCGCGGCUCAAUGUUGGGUGAGAAAUGAGGUGCAGGAGUUGACGAGUGAGCCUCUGACGCUGGACGUGGUGCCAGUUGGAGGUGACGUUAAUGUCGAAGUUGACUAUCUCUACACAUCGAACUCCAAACUGGCUGCGACCAGACUGACUUGUUAUGUCAGUCGAGGAUCUUUUCCUUUAGUCUCUUGGCUUUUUAAUAAUGCUACACUUCCUUCUGAAACACAAAUGAACUCCAAGAUGCAGCAGGUCCGGCCUCAGUAUGCCCUGAUGGACUGGAGACGUAUUCUUAUUCUAGCCAAGCUGGACCCCAAAGACGCAGGCUAUUACAAAUGCAGGGUCAGGGACAGAUAUGAUGACUCCGCCACCUGGCUGGAGAGUAACGCUGUCCUCAUCCAAGUCAAAGACUGGAUGCUUGACAACAGACCCCAAGAAACAGCAUCUCCUGAAACAUCAGCAAUAACAACGGAGAUCAUCGCCAUCGUGUUCUGCUCCUUUCUCCUCCUGACGUUGGCAGUCAGCAGCUACUGCGUGUACAUGAUGAUUGACAAUAAAAAAGGUCUUCGCUCCAGUUCAGCCCCAAAUGCCACUUCUGAUGUACUGCCUUUGUCUGUACCUAUCUUCCACUUGGAGGGCAAAUAGGCUGAUAAAUGCUCAACAGGCCGCAGUGUAAACACUCAGUAUGUGGAGAUUCCUGUAUGAGAAUGCAGCUUUCAUCAGACUCUUCAUUUUCUGCUGACAUUUCUGAUGUUAUUGACAUAUUUUCUGUUCAUCUAUCUUGCUUAUGUUGAUAUUAAAAUAAUCCUUUAUAGACACAUUUAAAAGAGUAUCAUUACUGUACACUGGUAAUCUCUGACAAAUAAAUUGUGACUUCAAAAA
Syngnathus acus (greater pipefish) is the source of this 1794-nucleotide messenger RNA. Its product is annotated as Fc receptor-like protein 5. Lineage: Eukaryota; Metazoa; Chordata; Actinopteri; Syngnathiformes; Syngnathidae. Bases 100 to 1557 code for a protein of 485 amino acids. The transcript has 10 exons. The record is from RefSeq and is a predicted model, not a curated record. Gene Ontology annotation, biological process: cell surface receptor signaling pathway. Gene Ontology annotation, molecular function: transmembrane signaling receptor activity.